This is a messenger RNA of Anopheles coustani, 4095 nucleotides long. Its product is annotated as toll-like receptor Tollo. Lineage: Eukaryota; Metazoa; Arthropoda; Insecta; Diptera; Culicidae. The record is from RefSeq and is a predicted model, not a curated record. The transcript has a single exon. The coding region runs from base 1 to 4095 and encodes 1364 amino acids. Gene Ontology annotation, molecular function: protein binding. Gene Ontology annotation, biological process: signal transduction.
AUGGAGUCUAUCAAAAACGUUCUUCUCCUCCUGCUCGUUGGAGUGUUCUGCAGCUCCACCGUCGUUGUUGGCCGAUCCACUUCGCUGAUUCGCGGAAUGGAAGGCAUUGCGCCACGGGGCUGCAAAUGGCAGCGGGUGCUGGACGAAACGGGCGACGACGAAACGCCGGCCACCGUCACGACGGUGCUGUCCUGCAAGCUGAAGACCAUCGGUGGCACGGACACGCUGAUGCGUAACCUCAGCUCGCACCAGAUCGAACAGAUCAGUUCGCUCAAGCUGGAGUGCAGCGACAUCCUGUUCUUUGAGAGCUCGCUCGAGGGAAGUCACCAUUCGGGGGCCUUCCUCGGCUCGCUGCGGCGCCUCCGCGACCUCAAGAUCGAGUACUGUAAGAUAAAGUAUGUGCCUUCGAUGGUGCUGGCAACAUUGCGCGACCUCCGGUCGCUCUCGCUGCGGACGCACAACACCGACUGGUCGGCGAUGAACCUGGAGUUCCACCCGGAAAGCUUCCGCGGGCUGACCGAGCUGAAGCGGCUCGAUCUGGCCGACAACAACAUCUGGAGUCUGCCCACGGAUGUGUUCUGCCCGCUGUUUUCGCUGCGUCACCUGAAUCUCACGCGGAACCGGCUCACCGACAUCUCGCAGCUGGGUUUCUCCGACUGGGGCAACGGUCCUACUGCUCCCGGGAAGGCGUGCAACACGGGGCUCGAGGUGCUGGACCUUUCGCACAACGAUCUGCUUGCCCUACCGGACAACGGUCUAUCGUCGCUCCGUUCGCUCAACGUGCUGAUGCUACAGGACAACCUCCUAACGUCCCUGGCCGACCGGUCCUUCGUUGGACUCGGCUCACUGAAGGUGCUUAACAUGUCCAGCAACAAGCUGGUGGCGUUACCACCGGAGACCUUCCAAUCCCCCCGAGAGUUGCGCCAGAUUUACCUCCAAAACAACUCCCUCUCGGUGUUGGCCCCGGGCCUGCUGGAGGGUUUGGACCGGCUAGAGAUUCUCGACCUCUCGCACAACGAGCUGACCUCGGAGUGGAUCAACCGGGAUACGUUUGCCGGCCUCAAGCGGCUCGUGGUGCUCGAGAUUAGCCACAAUGCGCUCACCAAAAUCGACCGGCACGUGUUUCGGGAGUUGUACAGCCUGCAGAUCCUCAACCUGGAGGCGAACGCGAUCGAAUCGAUUGCGGACAACGCGUUCAGUGACCUGAAGAACCUGGUCGCGUUGACGCUAUCGCACAAUCGGCUGAAGCGCAUCGAACAGCACCACUUCUCGGAGCUGUACGUGCUCAACCAGUUGUACAUCGAGUCGAACGCCAUCGAGUCGAUCCAUGGGCGUGCCCUGGAGAACCUCACCAACCUGAACGACCUCAACUUGAACGACAACCGGCUGACGGAGAUUCCCGAGGGGCUCGGCAAGCUUCGCUUCCUGAAGUCGCUCGAUCUGGGCAAGAACCGCAUCAGUGCGGUCAACAAUGCGUCUUUCGAGGGCCUCGAGCAGCUGCUCGGCUUGCGUCUGGUUGAGAACCGCAUCACCAACAUUUCGCGGGACGCAUUCGUGACGCUGUCGUCGCUGCACGUGCUUAACCUCGCGUCGAACCAGAUCCGCCAUAUCGACCAGUCGGCGUUCAGCUCGAACCCCACGAUUCGCGCGAUUCGGCUGGACAACAACGAGCUGGAGGACAUCAGCGGUGUGUUCACGUCCCUGCCGGCCCUCGUGUUCCUCAACGUCUCGGAUAACCAAAUCCGCGUGUUCGACUACAGCCACUUCCCGACGUCGCUCGAGUGGCUCGAUAUGCAUCAGAACAAUAUCUCCGAGCUCGGGAACUACUACGACCUGAACAACCUGCAGAUUAAGAUGCUCGAUGUGUCGUUCAACCGGUUGACGUCGGUGGACAGUAAGUGCAUCCCGGACGGCAUCGAAACGCUGUUCCUCAACAACAACGUACUGGAGACGGUGGCAGCCGGUACGUUCCUGAACAAACGCGACCUGGUGAAGGUGGUCCUGUACGGGAACUACAUCCGCAAGCUGGAGAUCGGAGCCCUUGCCCUGACGCGAGUGGACAACGCGCGCGAGGUGCCCCAGUUCUACCUCGGCGACAAUCCGAUCCAUUGCGACUGCACGAUGGAGUGGCUGCAGGGUAUCAACAAGCUGGCCCAUCUGAGGCAGCAUCCGCGCGUCAUGGACCUGGACACGGUAAUGUGCACGAUGGAGCACGAACGGGGGGCCAGCAUUCGUCCCCUGAUGGAUCUACGGUCGCACGACUUUCUCUGCCGCUACGAAACGCACUGCUUCGCCACGUGUCAUUGUUGUGAUUUUGAUGCUUGCGACUGCAAGAUGACGUGCCCGGAUCGGUGCAGCUGCUACCACGAUCACACGUGGAAGACGAACAUUGUGGACUGUGGGACGGCGGACUACACCGAGGUCCCGGAGCACAUCCCGAUGGAUGCGUCCACCAUCUACCUGGACGGCAACGAGCUGCGCCAGCUAGCGAGCCACCAGUUCAUCGGCAAGAAGAAGCUGGAGGUUCUCUACCUGAACGGGAGCAACAUCCGGGACGUGCACAACAGGACGUUCAAUGGCAUCCCGAGCCUGCGGGUACUUCACCUCGAGGGUAACUUCAUCAGCGAGCUGCGUGGGUUCGAGUUCGAUCAGCUGACGAACCUGAACGAGCUGUACCUCGACCAUAACGCGAUCGGCUUCGUCGGCGAGCGGACGUUCGAGAACCUCAAGUUCCUGGAGGUGAUCAACCUGAGCGACAACCGUAUCAGCGAGUUCCGCCCGUGGCAGGCGUUUGCGGCGGCCAGCGAGACGGGUUCGUUGAGCCGGGUGUCGCUGGAGGGUAACCGGUGGCGUUGCGAUUGCGACUCGCUGCACCGGCUGCAGCGCUGGAUCCGCAGUGUGUCCGGGACGUUCGACCUGCAGCGUAUGAUCUGCGCCGAUAGUCGCGUGGUGGCUGAUGCCAUCGGAAGUUGCGAGAAUCGGUUGGACUUCGUCGGAGACAUGGGCUCGAAUGGAGUCGGUGAUGGAGGUGCCGGAGAUGGAGAUUCCCCGCCGAGUGUGCAUAGGACGGUGCUGCUCGGUCAUGGGUUGAUCGGGGGUGGUUAUGUUCCGCUGCUGGCCGCCGUCGUUGUGGCCAUCAUCGGUACGGCGCUGAUCGUAGCGCUCGCGUGUGUGUUCCGACAGGACGUUCGGUUGUGGGCACACGCCCGCUACGGUGUGCGGCUCGUCAAGGAUCCGAUCAUCGUCGCCGGCCGCAAGGAGGAAGACGGCGACAAACUGUACGACUGCUACAUGGUGUACAGUGUGCACGACAACGAGUUCGUGGGACGGUUACUCGGGGCCGAGCUGCAGCUGCACGGGUACUCCGUGUGUCUUCACCAUCGGGACGUGCAUCCGGGCGCGUUCCUGGCCGAUUCGCUGCAGAGUGCGGCCGACGCCGCCCGGAAGGUGCUGCUCGUCGUGUCGAUGAACUUCCUGCAGAACGAGUGGUCCCAGCCGCAGUUCCGUGUGGCGCUCCAGUCGGUCAUCGAGAACGUGCGGCCGGCCCACAGGCGGCACAAGAUCGUCAUCGUGCUGACGGCGCCGGUCGAAAUCGUCUCGAUGGACCCCAUCAUGAACCUGCUCAUCCGGACCUGCACCGUGGCGUGCUGGGGCGAGCGCAAGUUCUGGGACAAGCUGCGGUACGCUCUGCCCGACAUCCCCAAGGACCGCACGCCGACGAAGCUCGGUGACAUCACCCGCAGUCCGGCGAACCUGCGCUACACGCCCGCCCCAACCUCGCUCGACCAGUGGUGCAAAAUUAGCCCACCGUCGGGGCUCGGGGAUGGCAUCGGCGGUGGGCCGGUCGGUGCCGGCGGACCUCCGUGCGUCGCCGGUGGACAGCAUCCGGGCGGGAUGGCUCUGCCCCAGAGCACCCCCUCCCAAAGCACCUGCAACACCGAGGACGAGUCGUCGUCGGCCUCCUCGCAACACUACGAGGCUCCGAUGAGCCAGCACUACAACAUGAGCCGCUCCAGUGCCUCGCUUGGACACGUGUACUCCACGAUACCCGAGACGCCCCAGAUGGGGCGCAACGGAAGAGCUUAUUUCGUGUAA